GGCGCGAGCGCGCGGCCGUCCGCAGUGCGCGCCCGCCCCGGUCCGACACUCGACGUCGGCUCGUCAACGACUACACACCGCUAAACGUAACGACCAUUAUUUUAAACGAACACGAGCACGACAUAAGCCGUCACAAUGUUUAAAAGUCAUUUAGAAAUGAUCGGCAGAAAUGAGACGCCGUCGAAGAAAGCCAGAUUUUGGCAAUCUUUCGUACGGUCUCUAAAAGGAUCAGAAGACAUCAGAGCGGAAGAGAGAUACAGGCCGUCCCGUCGCAGCGUUUUCCCCGAACUCCUGUCCACCUAUCCUUACUCCAAAUCCAUCUAUGACGACCCUAUCGCCGCUGCGGAGAGGAUCACCGUGCCCGGCUACCGCUACCUGCCCGUGCACCGCGAGGUAUACGGGUAUUCGCCGCGUCCCAUCUACGCCCACAACUACCCCAGCUCCCUCGAUCGGUACAGGCCAGUAUACCACGUGCCGAGGCGUAUCCGUCGUGGCGUUGACCCCUUCGAUGCUCACAAGGCGUGGCAGGACCAUCUUGACAGGAUGGCCGCGAUCGACCGCCUGUAUCCCUCCCGCUACGGCCUCUAUCUCAAGGACCGGGCGUACCCUAUCACCGACCUAACCGCUCCCAUCGUCGACCCACUCUCAUCCAAGAGCCUAAAAGGCAUCGAAUAUGAACCCGACAAUAAACCACACUGGGGAAAAGGAUCUUGGCCGUCGAGGAUAUCGGACGCCUUCAAAAAGGAUCCAUUUUUCGCUGAAGCCGAAAAGUGGGCAGACUUUGACCGCGGACUCCGAGGCAAAUCCCCGACGCCAGUCAAGCCGAGGAUAAGCCAGCCUCGUGAUAGUGAGGUCGCUUUUGAUGCCGAUGGUGCUCCGUUGUACAACGCCGGCGGUCUGCGGCGCCCAUGGGCAGACAUUUUCAACCCGAGCCCCUCGCUGCCGAUCUCAGCGAUAACUCGGGACCCCUUCUGGUAUGAUUGGCCGUUGCUGAAGCCGCUCGCCAGAUGGGACCGCAGCCCCUCAUACAUCCGCGACUCCUACCUGUCGCCAGUCAAACGCACCUUCCUCUGGGACAAGCAUCCGAUCAGGCCCUUAGCCGCUGCCUUCUAAAGGACCUGUCAUCGCACACGGUAUUACCUAAGUUACGUAUUUACACCUUCAAUAAAAUAUUCUUUGACUAUGUAAAAUAAUAAAGCCACAGAUAAAUGCUUCUACGAAUAUGGAUAUGAAGAUAUCCGAGAAUAUCCGCUUCGGUGAAUAUCGCAAAGACUGUGUGACAUAGUCACUGCCACAAACAACUUUGUUAUAAAAUAAAUUGUUUUAUUACUUACUUAUAAACAUUUUUAUGUAUACA
Messenger RNA from Papilio xuthus (Asian swallowtail), 1357 nucleotides. RefSeq names its product myofilin (gene Mf). NCBI's taxonomy places the organism in Eukaryota, Metazoa, Arthropoda, Insecta, Lepidoptera, Papilionidae. The record is from RefSeq and is a predicted model, not a curated record. Bases 136 to 1113 code for a protein of 325 amino acids. The transcript is spliced from 7 exons.